Molecule: messenger RNA, 2504 nt
Organism: Ruditapes philippinarum (Manila clam)
Lineage: Eukaryota; Metazoa; Mollusca; Bivalvia; Venerida; Veneridae
Product: alpha-mannosidase 2-like
Exons: 3
Coding region: 36-2504 (822 amino acids)
Biological process (GO): protein deglycosylation; N-glycan processing; mannose metabolic process
Cellular component (GO): Golgi membrane
Molecular function (GO): alpha-mannosidase activity; carbohydrate binding
Source: RefSeq, a predicted model, not a curated record
AGCACUCCCCUAAUGACCCGGGAUACCGGCACCCGAUGGAAGAUUAUUAUAACAUAAGAGCAAAGCAGGUACUGUCUUUAGCUGUUGAGAAGUUAACUAAAUAUGAAGAUUUGACAUUUAUAUGGACUGACACAUGUUUUCUUGAACGAUGGUGGAGGGAGCAGAAUAAUAAAACCAGAAACGACCUCCGGAAGCUCGUGCAAUCCGGAAGGUUCGAAAUUGCUCUCGGAGCAUGGGUGUCCGCCGACGAAUGCAUCUCGCAUUAUUACGCGUAUGUAGACCAGUUGAUUGAAGGAUAUUAUUGGAUAAGGGAACAUUUGGGAGUCUUUCCCAACGUGUCUUUCAACAUGGACCAAUUUGGUGCCUCGGCCUCGGUGAAUUACCUUAGAAGCCUUGCUGGGGUUAAAAUCUCGUUUGUGAAUCAUUUACAUAAGGGUACAAAGAAAUAUUUUAGAAAACACAGGUUGUUGGAAUUUACCAAUCGACAGCUCUCCGACGAAACCGGGAAAGAUGACACAUUUAUACAUAUUGAACCUUUCGACGAUCUUUCUUUCAAAGGAAGCUGCGGUCCAUCGAAGAUGGUUUGCUUUGGACUGGACUUGAGAACUUUCAAAUUGCCGCGUCCGGGCGAAAUUUCCUUCAAUCUCCCCAAAUUUCUGAACGGUAUGCCAUUUUGGAGCAUUCAUCAAUUCGCAAAACAUCUGGUGACGCAGAUGAGAAUUAAAUCCGACGGUUAUUUGCAUAACGUCAUCUUAUUGCCCCUUGGCAACGAUAUUUUGUACCACACUGAACCUGAGUGGGAGAAUGAAUACAGAAAUUUGAAAAUAAUAAUGGAGUAUAUAAACUCACAUGAGCCGUUUAAUGUGAAAAUGAAGUUUGGGACGGUGUAUGAAUAUUAUGAAGAAGUCAUGAGGAAUACACAGAAACAUAAAAUCAAAUACCCAUUAGGUGCAGGGGAUUAUUUACCGUACACUAGAGGACCAAAAUAUUGGAGUGGGUAUUUCACCACUCGCCAAUUCAUGAAACGCUUAGGGCGGGAACUACAAGAAUCCGUGCGCGCGACAGAUCUUUUAAUGUCAUUUUUGUUUAACGAUGAUACGGAGUUUAAGAAAAAAUUGCCUGGGCAUAUUUUAUCAAAAUUAGUUUAUUCUAGAGAACAAAUGUAUAUAUUUCAACAUCACGAUGCCAUCACCGGAACAGCUGAGGAGGUAGCAGUGAAAGAUUAUAAAAAGAGAUUGUCGUCUGCUCUCGUAUAUUCACAGGAAGUGAUGUCAUAUAUUCUAAAAAUAGCCAUGCAAAAGCAAUCGGAUAAUACUGCUUUGGCUUGCAAAGGAGAAAUGACCAUUAAUUCUACAGUUACAAGGGUCGAAGUGGAACAAUUAACAAAGCAGGCGGUAAUCGAAGUAAAGGCAUCACCAACACAAAUUAUAGUUUUCAAUUCCUACACGCGAAAGAGAACUGAUCUUAUUAACGUUGUAUUAAAAUCAAAGAACAACGUCAUAGUCACGGGCCCAAAUAAUUCAGUUGUUGAGUUUGACAUUGAAGUAUCAAAAGAUACAGGGACACUCAGUUUCAUUGCAGACCUACCACCAGUCAGCAUAUCAAUUUUUAAUAUUGUUACAAAUUCAGUCAUGCCAUUCAAAUCCACACUGAUUCCAGAGAAAACGGGGAACUAUUUUCUUUGUGAAAACGCAGACAUGAAAUUGACCUUUUCAUUGGCAGAAGGUACACCUCUUUCAUUAUGCUCUAACAACGGGAAUAUCUGUACUGACUUUCAAAUAGAUCUUCUGCAUUAUACUCCCAUAAGUGACGCAUACACAUUCCCAGAUUCGAAAAAGUAUAAAGUAAUAAAGGAUUAUUCCCGACAUCGUAUUUUCAAUGGAAAAACACAUUGCUCUAUAGAAUUUUUCUUCGGUUAUAUAAAAUUGAAAUACGUCCUUCAAAAAGUCAGUGGUCUGAACGGACGCCGUUUGCAAAUGAAUAUACAUGACAAUUUAUCAAAAAGUGCAUCAAACAAUUUUGAAGGACAGUUUGCCUUUAGAGUUAAAACCAAUAUUCAAAAUGGAAGAACUUAUUACACCGAUUCAAAUGGUCUCCAACUCAUGAAACGGACUUAUAGGAGUCACCUGUCUUUCGGAUCAAACGUUUAUCCCGUGACCUCGACGGCAGUUAUACAAGAUAAAUCUAAAAGACUCACCGUGCAUUCCGUACAGCCAAAUGCGGCUGUUAGCCGUGAGUCAGGCUCUUUGGAUAUCAUGGUGGACCGUGUCGUCACGAGGGAGAACGACGGAACUGUCCGGAGAUUUAAAGGGGAUACAAAAGAUAAUCUACCAACAUCUACACAAUUUUUCUUCCAGCUAGAAGGAUCUUUACCCCCAAAAACGAGGGGAAGGUCCCGAAAUGCUAAAACCCAACAUUCACUGAUUUCAGAGAGCAAUUUUAAAUUGACCAAUGAAAAUCCUUCUUAUAUUCAGUUCUUCUCUGUGAAUUUUACGGGAAGUUAA